Molecule: messenger RNA, 2907 nt
Organism: Lucilia cuprina (Australian sheep blowfly)
Lineage: Eukaryota; Metazoa; Arthropoda; Insecta; Diptera; Calliphoridae
Exons: 3
Coding region: 196-1110 (304 amino acids)
Source: RefSeq, a predicted model, not a curated record
UGUCAAAGUAAAUUUGAAACUUUUUCAUUGUCGGACACAAUUUCUUUAUCAUUAUUACUCAUUCUACUUUGUUUGAUAUCGACAGACUAAAAAUUAUUAUUGAAAAACAUUAGUUCAACUUAAUGCUUAGCGGAAACAACAGUAUUUGUAAUAAAGUUUGUAUUUUCAUUACUUAUUUAUAACAAUACAUAAAGUAUGUCGGAUGUUAAAAAGGAUGACGUUAAACUGAAAUAUAUUCCAAAUGCAACAACAAUAACAAAUAAACAGUUGGGAGGUUUCCCCAAUGUGAAACAUUUUCUUCAAAACUUAGUCAAAAAUACUGUUGUGGUUUCUAAACAAGUUGGAAGAUCUUUUCAAUAUAAUGCAGUUGUCGAGAAGAAUCGCUAUUUUUCAGCCCAUGGUCUUUUUAUGGAUUAUUUUAUACGAAAACACUUGUCCAAUCAGUAUAAUAUUGAAAUAAGUGAUUCACGUACAGAGCAUAUUCUGGAGAAUCCCGACGAUUACAUUAUCGGUAAAGACAUUAGAUUGCAAAACUCCAUUAGAGAACAUUAUGAGAUUUUUAAAGAUCCUAAUACCAAGGCCAUGAACAUUAUUAAUAGUAUAAAAAUUGUAUCACAAUCACAUUUAAUAUUUUUUGGAUAUGGUAUACCAAGACGUAAGUACAAUAUGAAUACAGAUAACUUACGUGAAAUUAUACGAUAUUUGGAAAGUCUUCCCUAUAAAACGGUUGACUUGAAUCCUAUGGUGGGAUGUGAAUAUUUUAAUGCCGAUGCCGAUUUAAUAUUCGAUAAUGAUGUGAUAUACGAAAUAAAAACCUCUAAAUUUAAGUCUCUCCAAAAGGGUAAAGCUAAAAUACCUUUGAGCAAAUUUUAUCAAACGAUAGUCUACAGUUUUGGUUUCUACAGGAAAACUGGUAUUAAAAUUAAAAAAUUUAAAAUCUACAAUCCUUUAUUGGGUGAUGAGUAUUCAAUAGAAUUGCAAAAUAUUGAUUUUAAGCUAUUUGAAAAAGUUCUAAAGCAUGAUGUUAUCAUAUACAGUAACUUAGAAGAAAUUUUAGCAGAAGAAAUGGUUCUGGAUCCAACACUGUUUCCUGAAGAAGAUGAAAAGUAAAGAAAUCUUUGCUUAAAUUUAAAAAACAGUUUAGAUUAUAUAUAUAUAUUUUUUUUGAUGGAAUAAAUUCUGCAUUAGCCCUAAAUAAAUAAUCUAAAUUUUCUUUUAUUGUAAUAUUUUUAUCUACUCGUAUUAUUAAUAAUAGCGAAAUUAGGGGAAUUACCGAACAUUUCUUUAUUAAUAAAUACAUAUGUAUGUAUAUAUGUAUGUGGCGUCAUAUACACAGCUGAUGAAAAUGGUUUAUUCAUUUCCUUAUGAUUUAAACUGUCACAUUGUCUUGUGGUCGUUGUCAAAAAACACAGUUAGUUCCUACGUUCCGUGGCGAGUUGUUAAGAUUUGUUAAGAGCUUACGUAAACCGAAAGUUAUUAUCCACUGUUUGUACGAAAAUAUUGCCGUACCAACUUUUGUAAUAAUCAUCGUUUAACACUAAGUAACUUACUUACUCACUUACUUACUUCCUUCCUUACUAACUAACUACCCAAAUAAUUAACUAUCUAACAGAUUCGUUACGGAACGGAACGUAACGUCGAAACUAACUGUGCAUAAAGUUAAUAAAUGCAGUAAAAAAAUACUCCAGCUGAUUAAUAUAUAUAUCAAACACAACCAGGGAAUUUUAACCGCAAGUUUGUUUAUAAAAAUAAUAAAUUGCGUGUUGUUGAUAUACAUGUCAGUUGUACAAUAAGUUUAAUCGUGAACACGGUUCAAAUUAUUCACACAAAAAAAAACAACUUGUUUGCUGCAUAGCAAAAAAAUUCUUUAUAUUCUACAUACAUACAUAAUUUGCUACUAAUUCGACUAGUUUCGCUAUAAAAAAGUUUCCGAAAUUUUAGAGAUGGAUGACAUUAAAUGGAAGUAUAUACCAUAUGCAACAACAAUAUCAAAUAAAUCAUUAAAUGAAUUUCCCAAUGUCAAACAUUUUUUCGAAACCUUUGUUAAAGAUACUGAUAUUGUGACAAAACAAGUGGGAAGAUCAUUUCAACAUCCUAAAGAUAUAGUGAAAAAUCAAUAUUAUUCAAUAUUUGGAACUUUUAUGGAUUAUUUCAUAUGGAAAUAUUUAUCCCAACAAUAUAAUAUUGAAAUUACUGAUACUUUUACAGAAAGAAUACUGGAGAAUCCUGAAAAUUAUGUUAUUGGUAAAAAUACCAAAUUACGUGACGCUAUUGAGGAACAUUAUGAAAUUUAUAAGGAUCCCAAUACUAGGGCCCUCGAUAUAUUAAAAAGCAUUAAAAUUGUGUCGCUUUCACAUAUUAUAUUUUUUGAUGAACCCAUCCCCAAAGAAGAAUUCACUGUUAAUGAAGAUAAUUUGCAUGAACUAAUAGAAUAUUUCAAAAAUUUACCAUAUAAAAUUAUCGACUUGAAUCCCUAUCUGGAUUGAAAAUAUUUUAAUGCAAAAGCUGAUAUUAUAUUUGAUAAUGAGAUUAUAUACGAAGUGAAGACCUCUAAAUAUAAAAAACCACCUUUAUACAAAUUUUACCAAAUGAUUAUCUACAGUUUUAGUCUGUACCUUAAAAGUGGUAUAAAAGCUAAGGAAAUAAUACUUUAUAAUCCUUUAAUGGGCACGGAGUAUUCCAUGGAAGUGGAAAAUGUUAAUUUUAAAAUAUUAGAAAAAGUUUUAAAACACGAUGUAGCAGUAUAUAACGGUUUACAAGAAAUUCUUAAAGACGAAAUGACAUUGGACUUAACAUUAUUUCCUUCAGAAGAAGUCAAUAUAUAAGACUUGUUUUAAAUAAAUAAUAAUAUUUAUACUAUUUAUAAUCAAAUCAAUCAAAAUAAAUUUAAACUGUUAUAUAUCAUAA